Molecule: messenger RNA, 575 nt
Organism: Staurois parvus
Lineage: Eukaryota; Metazoa; Chordata; Amphibia; Anura; Ranidae
Source: the annotation of a GenBank genome assembly
GUGCCACCUACCUGUGCCCAGCAGUGCCACCCACCUGUGCCCACCAGUUGCCACCUGUCAGUGUCCAUCAGUGCCAGCUGUCAGUGCUCAUCCAUACCACCUGCCAGUGCCCAUCAGUGUCACAUCAAUGCCACAUUUCAGUGCCUACCAGUGCACAUCAAUGCCACAUAUCAGUGCCCAUCUGAGCUGCCUUUCAGUGUCACCCAUCAGUGCCAGUCAGUGCCACCUAUCAAUUGCAGUCAGUGCCACCUAUCAAUGCUGCCAAUCAGUGCCACCUAUCAGUGCCAGUCAGUGCCGCCUAUCAGUGUGUAUCAGUGCCGCCUAUCAGUGCCCGUCAGUGCUGCCUAUCAGUGCCGCCUAACAGUGCCAGUCGGUGCCACCUAACAGUGUCAGUCAGUGCCGCCUAUCAGUACCACCUAUCAGUGCUGUCUUUCAGUGACCAUCAGUGAUGCCUGUCAAUGCCCAUCAGUGCCACCCACUAGUGCCUCCUCAUCAGUGCUCAUCAGUGCCACCUAUCAGUGUCCAUCAGUGCAGCCUAUCAGUGCCCAUCACUGCAGCCUCAUUAGCGCACAUCA